Galeopterus variegatus (Sunda flying lemur) is the source of this 2045-nucleotide messenger RNA. It is a transcript of the gene RIPK2, whose product is annotated as receptor-interacting serine-threonine kinase 2. Gene Ontology annotation, cellular component: cytoplasm. NCBI's taxonomy places the organism in Eukaryota, Metazoa, Chordata, Mammalia, Dermoptera, Cynocephalidae. Gene Ontology annotation, biological process: protein phosphorylation; innate immune response; positive regulation of apoptotic process. The record is from RefSeq and is a predicted model, not a curated record. The transcript has 11 exons. Gene Ontology annotation, molecular function: JUN kinase kinase kinase activity; ATP binding. Bases 107 to 1723 code for a protein of 538 amino acids.
UACCUGAGCCGCGGAGCCUGGGCGGAUUCCGGAGGCCGGGGAGCCGCAGGAUCGGCGGGCACAGCCGGCACCGGCCGCGGCCUGAGCGCCCGCGCAGCCCGUGACCAUGAACGGCGAGGCCAUCUGCAGCGCGCUGCCCACCAUUCCCUACCACAAGCUCGCCGACCUGCGCUACCUGAGCCGCGGAGCCUCGGGCACCGUGUCGUCCGCCCGCCACGCAGACUGGCGCGUUCAGGUGGCCGUGAAGCACCUGCACAUCCACACGCCGCUGCUCGACAGUGAAAGAAAUGAUGUCCUAAGAGAAGCUGAAAUUUUACACAAAGCUAGAUUUAGUUACAUUCUUCCAAUUUUGGGAAUUUGCAAUGAGCCAGAAUUUUUGGGAAUAGUUACUGAAUACAUGCCAAAUGGAUCAUUAAAUGAACUCCUACAUAGGAAAACUGAAUAUCCUGUUGUUGCUUGGCCUUUGAGAUUUCGCAUCCUGCAUGAAAUUGCACUUGGCGUAAAUUACCUGCACAAUAUGAAUCCUCCUUUACUUCAUCAUGACUUGAAGACUCAAAAUAUUUUAUUGGAUAAUGAAUUUCAUGUUAAGAUUGCAGAUUUUGGGUUAUCAAAAUGGCGCAUGAUGUCCCUCUCACAGUCACGAAGUAGCAAAUCUGCACCAGAAGGAGGAACAAUUAUCUAUAUGCCACCUGAAAACUAUGAACCUGGACAGAAAUCAAGGGCCAGUGUCAAGCAUGAUAUAUACAGCUAUGCAGUUAUCACAUGGGAAGUAUUAUCCAGAAAACAGCCUUUUGAAGAAGUCACCAAUCCUUUGCAGAUUAUGUAUAGUGUGUCACAGGGACAUCGACCUGACACUAAUGAAGAAAGUUUGCCAUUUGAUAUACCUCAUCGAGCACUUAUGAUCUCUCUCAUAGAAAGUGGAUGGGCACAAAAUCCAGAUGAAAGACCAUCUUUCUUAAAAUGUUUAAUAGAACUUGAGCCAGUUCUGAGAACAUUUGAAGAGAUAACUUUUCUUGAAGCUGUUAUUCAGCUAAAGAAAACAAAGUUACAGAGGGUUUCAAGUACUAUUCACUUAUGUGACCAGAAGAAAAUGGAGUUAUCUGUGAACAUAUCUGUAAAUCGUGGUCCACAGGAGGAAUCAUGUGGAUCCUCUCAGGUCCAUGAAAGUAGUGGUUCUCCUGCAACUUCAAGGUCCCUGUCAGUUCCUCAAGACAAUGAUUUUUUAUCUAGAAAAACUCAAGACUGUUCUUCUUUGAAGCUCCAUCACUGUCCGGUAAAUCACAGUUGGGAUAGUACCAUUUCUGCAUCUCAGAGGAUGACAUUAUGUGAUCACAAGACUGCCCCAUGCUCUACAGCAAUAAUAAAUUCACUCUUAGCUGAAGGAAAUUCAGAGCGUCUGCAGCCUGGGAUAGCCCAGCAGUGGAUCCAGAGCAAAAGGGAAGAAAUUGUGAACCAAAUGACAGAAGCCUGCCUUAACCAAUCACUAGAUGCCCUUCUGUCCAGGGACUUGAUCAUGAAGGAGGACUAUGAACUUAUUAGUACCAAGCCUACAAGGACUUCAAAAGUCAGGCAAUUACUGGACACUACUGACAUCCAAGGAGAAGAAUUUGCCAAAGUUAUAGUACAAAAGUUGAAAGAUAACAGACAAAUGGGUCUUCAACCUUACCCAGAAACACUUAUGGUUUCUAGAUCACCAUCUUUAUUUCAAAAUAAAAGCUUAUAAGUGAGUCUUUUUCAAGAAGAAAAGUCAGUCUGUAAAAGGAUAUUUAUCUUUCUGUUGCCUUGACAUUGUUUUUAUAAAAUCCAUACGAGUAUUAGAAGCUUUACUGAAGAUUCUUCUUUGGGUAAAUAUUAGUCUCCUUCUGUGACAUUGCAGUAUUUUUUUAAAUUAAUGUAACUAAAAAGUUUUCAUUUUGCUACAUAUUUCAUUUUUUUUGUCUCUUUUGUUAACUGAAACUUUUUUAAAGUGUAAUAAUUAUAUUGUUCUUGUUCAUAACAGUGUCUUAAGUUAUAAUGAGUUUCUGAUGGAAGCCAUUUCAAAUUCA